Messenger RNA from Candidozyma duobushaemuli, 1833 nucleotides. It is a transcript of the gene RTG1, whose product is annotated as Rtg1p. The record is from RefSeq and is a predicted model, not a curated record. The transcript is spliced from 2 exons. Gene Ontology annotation, cellular component: nucleus; mitochondrion. Bases 1 to 1833 code for a protein of 610 amino acids. NCBI's taxonomy places the organism in Eukaryota, Fungi, Ascomycota, Pichiomycetes, Serinales, Metschnikowiaceae. Gene Ontology annotation, biological process: regulation of transcription by RNA polymerase II. Gene Ontology annotation, molecular function: protein dimerization activity; RNA polymerase II cis-regulatory region sequence-specific DNA binding; DNA-binding transcription factor activity, RNA polymerase II-specific.
AUGCUUCUUUAUAGUAAAAUUCUACUCCCUGCUCGAAAUAGAGUGUUACAUCUCAGCCUCAACAGAGCUAAUUGCAUCAGGUAUAACAGCAGUUGGAAAGACACCCUUGGUACCCGUCACACCGUCAGUGAGGCGAGAGAUCCACAAGAUAAUCAAUUGUUCAAUGAUUUGGUGAAAGAAGUAGAUUCGAAAGAGAACCGCAAUGACGACUCUUUUGAUGACAUCUUCAAAGACAUCAUUCUAGAUCCCAAGCAACCCUCACCUGAAACCAAGACGGAGAUGGACAAGAUCUUCGCUAACAUAUCUCGAGGUCAGACAUCCGAGAAACAAGAGCUAUAUCAAGGCACCAGUAUGGAUAUUGACAUGACAGAUGAAACACUGGUACUGGACAAAAAAGCCGAAGACCCCAAUAUUGUCCAGAAGGAGAAAGAGCUUUUCAUGAACAUCUUUAAAACAUACUCGCAGAAAGAACCCUCCAAGGAAAAAAAAAAAUCAUCUCAUUCAAAUCUACUAUGGAAUCUUCGGGAAGCUAUGAGUAAUAAGAGCAUAGAACUUGAUCGCCACAUUUCUCGAGCUAUGAGGCCCUCGCAAGGUAAUAAAUUGACUCAAGACACCAUUGACCGCAUCUUUUUGCAUUUUGAUGACGCUUUAAAGCCUACCUAUACUGCAUUGCUGACCUUUGAUCUGAGAGAUAGCUAUCUUGACUUCUUAAAGGGUGUAAUCCAAAGGUUCAAAGGGAGUCGCUCGCGUCAGAGAGAGUUCUUUUUAACCAUGAAGAAGGGUGAAGCUUUGCAUGAUUUUACUGAUAGAUUUACCAAGUUGAGUCAAGAAGUAAAGCUUAAAAACGAGGAACUGCCGCUUGAACCGGUUCUCAAUGCGUACACUUUGCCAUUGUUGUUCAACUACAUCUUGAAGACUCUCAUCACGAAGUUUUAUGACGGCCAGCUCGCCCUCACAUUGUUUAAUUCGUUGAAAAGAGACCUCGAUGUAUAUACCAUGGUCUGUAAUCAAGAUACUUAUAACGAGGUGCUCAAGCUUUUUUGGGCAUACUAUGGCAAACUGAGCUUGCAAGAGAUUGAAAUGACAUUUCUCGAGAUGAAGAAUAACGGAUUUGUCGGCAACCUUAACACAUUCAGAGUUCUUAAGGAAAUUAUUGUGAGAUAUCAUCUGAUAAAGUUAGGGUUCUCCGACCUGUCACUGUUCUGGCUGAGGGAAGACGAUAAGAGAGUUCCCAAUAUUAACAUUCACAAAGAAGCUGGCUCUCCGGUCAAUGCCAACGAAUUGCUCAGCAGGUCAUCGGAUAUAAAGAAACAGCUAUCUCAAUCCUUUCAGGGUGGAGGAAGCACAGGUGGAAUCCAGAAGCCUCUGUCGAGGAGGAAUUCCGCCAUCCAUGUUAAGAACGAGGAUGACGACGAGGACGAUCAAGGGAACGAAAGAAAACGCAGAGACAACAUAAAUGAAAAAAUCCAAGAAUUGCUAAGCCUUGUGCCUCCCGUCUACUUUCAAGAAACAGCAGCAAGGGACGAAGAUGACGGCGGUACGAAAAGCACGGGCACCAAGGACGGAAAACCCAAUAAGGGUCAGAUUUUGACAAAGUCUGUUGAGUACAUUCAAUAUUUGCAAAAUCUCAUUGACGAGAAUAACCGAAAGGAGGUUGAGUUACAACUCAAACUUAAGUCUCUCAAAAUGCAGCAAGAAGGUAGAGGAAAUGCCCCUCUUUCGGCAGAUACAACCAGCGCGGAGUUAGCACUAGGAGAGAUUGGUGUUGGACCACACUCCAGAAAGUAUUUCGAGGAAGUCCUUUAUCAGUCAACGGGUAACAAAGCUAGUUAG